Postia placenta MAD-698-R-SB12 is the source of this 1254-nucleotide messenger RNA. RefSeq lists its product as hypothetical. The record is from RefSeq and is a predicted model, not a curated record. Lineage: Eukaryota; Fungi; Basidiomycota; Agaricomycetes; Polyporales; Adustoporiaceae. Bases 1 to 1254 code for a protein of 417 amino acids. Gene Ontology annotation, molecular function: methyltransferase activity. The transcript has 2 exons. Gene Ontology annotation, biological process: methylation.
AUGUCUAUUCUUCACAUUGAAGUCCCCUCCUUCACCUCCAUACACGAGGUUGACUCAUUCAUCGCGCAGUCGUUGGACAUCCAGCUCGAUGAAGACGGAGUAGACGUGAAGCGUCUCGAGGGACGAUUCUGGAAUGAGUCCGUGCUAUACCGACGCCUGCGUCUCCUCAAGCAGAUAUACGGCCAAAACCCCGCCGUCGAUAAGCGUUUUGACAGUAACCGCCAGGCGCACCUGCGCAGGAUUAAUGAAAAUCGCGAUACUAUUCCUCGAGAUAGUCAUAUGGAAAACGGCAGUCACAUUCGUAUCCACGCGCAAGCCUUCGAGUAUGGAUUCUCUGCUAUUAACAACGCCAACUCCCGCUGCUUCGGCGGCGGAAGAAUAGUACGGUUCCUUGACCUUGGAUGCUCCCCUGGCGGGUUUUCAUCGUGGCUGCUGAAGAACAAUCCCGGUGUGGAGGGUGUCGGGAUCACUCUGCCCGACGAACGUUCCCAGUUCCCCCUGCAGAUUGAUCCCGCCUUCCUUACUAUCGGCAAAUAUCAGGUGCGCUACGCCGACAUCAUCGAUAUCGUCUCGGUUUCGCCGGGCGAUGGCGCGUUACCUAUCAUCGAAUCCAAGCACAGUCUCCGCCAGCCCUACGAUCUCGUCAUCGCAGGUGCGUUCCCGACCAUGCAGGACAGCACCCCAUGGGGCUAUCGCACCCAACUACUCGUCGCCCAAGUUUUUCUUAUCAUCGCUAACACCGCCCCUGGUGGCUCCGCCAUCGUGCUCAUCAAGACCAAGCCCAUUCUAUUGCAUCUCGACAUCAUUGGUCUGCUUCGGCAAGCUUUCGACUCGAUCAGCGCGCAUAAAGCUGGCAAAUUGCAUGCAGUACGAUCAUCGUGCUACCUCGUCUGCAGGGGAUUCCAUGCCUCUGCCGAAGAGAUAGAACGCAUGGCGGGCAAGCUGCGCUAUGCGCUUCAGUGGCUGGGGGAGAAGGCGCUGGCGAUGUCGUCGGAGACCGGUGGCAGCAGCACGGCGGGCUACAACUUCUUACUUUCUGCCGAUUCGCCGGAACAGGUCUUCGACACAAACGAUCGCUUUGUGCUAAACCUUCUGCGACCUGUUUGGAAGUCGCAAUAUGAUGCAAUUCAUACGGAUCUCGCUAAGGUGCUAGUCGCCGAGUACGGAGCGACGGCUGGUUCUGUUGCAACACACUCUGGUACUGACGAGCCCAAACAGCGUCGGGUACGCACCAAACGCGGUAAGAGAGCCUAG